AUGUAUCGAAUUUUUACCACACUCUUGUUCAUCGCAAUGACCCUGAUGCGUACCUCGGAGUGUAUACACGCAUCAGAUAUGGUACUAUGUGCUGACAUGUGUCCGUCUUCAACGCUUGUUGCGGAGGACGGUGUUGGGAUUUCGAAGUGCUACGACGCUUGCAAGAGGCUGAUACACCGUGUAAGGUACGGGGACGUAAUAGACAGCGUGGACAAGAAAACGAAGGUUAAAGCGCCAAAGGAAAGUGCAUUGAAACGAAUAAAACAAGGUUUCGGCAACAUGGUGACUAGCAAGGCAAAACCCUCAGCCUCAGAAUGA
Messenger RNA from Babesia sp. Xinjiang, 318 nucleotides. RefSeq lists its product as uncharacterized. Lineage: Eukaryota; Apicomplexa; Aconoidasida; Piroplasmida; Babesiidae. The record is from RefSeq and is a predicted model, not a curated record. The coding region runs from base 1 to 318 and encodes 105 amino acids. The transcript has 2 exons.